ACAAAACGUUCUGUGAGAAAAACUGAACUCCUAAAACAGUUUAAGAACUCCCCGAAGCAUGACUGCCAUGGUUGAUGGCAUAUCGCACAUCUUCUUUUUGCUUAUUCACAAGAAUAUUUCCUCAUUCCUCAGGAAUUCUAUACAAAAAAGCUCAACAGAUCUUUACUUUCUCUACAGUCUCUACGCAACGUACACCAAACCAACCAAAGAUAAAAACUUUUUCCCAUAUUUACCAGGAAUGCUCCAUUCUCAACUCUCUAAAUCCAGGCAAACAAGCCCAUGCUCGCAUGAUAAUAUCUGGGUUUGUACCUACUAUCUUUGUUUCGAAUUGUUUGAUCCAGAUGUAUGUAAAAUGUUCCCAUUUGAAGUACGCAUACCAAGUGUUUGGCAAAAUGACUGAAAGGGAUGUAAUUUCUUAUAACACAAUGAUAUUUGGCUAUGUUGGUUGUGGGGAAAUGGGUAUUGCGAAACAAUUUUUUGAGAACAUGCCCAAUAGAGAUGUCGUAUCAUGGAACUCGAUGAUUUCUGGGUAUCUACAGAAUAGUGAGUAUCUAAAGUCGAUUGACUUUUUCUUGGACAUGGGCAGAUCGGGUGUGGGUUUUGACCUAACUACUUUUGCUGUUAUUUUGAAAGUGUGCGCUGUUUUGGAAGAGAUUCUUGUGGGGAUUCAGGUUCAUGGCCUUAUUCUCCGUAUGGGAUUUGAUAAUGACGUGGUUACAGGUAGUUCUUUGUUGGAUAUGUAUGCCAAGUGUAAGAGAUUAGAUGAUUCACUUCAAGUUUUUAGUGAAAUUCCCGAGAAGAAUUCAGUUUCUUGGAGUGCCAUGAUUGCUGGCUGUGUUCAGAAUAGUCAGUAUGUUGAGGGUUUACAGUUUUUCAUAAAGAUGCAAAAGGCUGGAGUUGGGGUCAGUCAAUCCACCUAUGCUAGUGUGUUCAGGUCAUGUGCAGGGAUUUCUGCAUUGGAAUUGGGCUCUCAGUUGCAUGGCCAUGCUGUUAAGGGUAGUAAUUUUAGAGCCGACAUCAUUGUAGGGACGGCCACUUUGGAUAUGUAUGCAAAAUGUGGUAGCAUGGCAGAUGCUCAAAAGCUAUUUAACUGGUUGCCAAAACAUAGUUUACAAUGCUAUAAUGCCAUUAUGGUUGGGUAUGCACGAAAUGGCCAAGGGUUUGAAGCUUUGGAAUUAUUUAGGCUUUUGCUAAAAUCUGGCCUUGGAUUUGAUGAAAUUAGUCUGUCUGGCGCAUUUAGUGCAUGUGCAACUAUUAAAGGUGGUUUGGAAGGGCCUCAACUACAUUCAUUAGCAGUUAAGGCUAAUUUGAGGUCAAACAUUUGUGUGGCAAAUGCUAUUCUAGACAUGUAUGGCAAAUGUGGAGAUUUGGGUGGAGCUGUUGGAGUGUUUGAUGAGAUGGAAAUAAGAGAUGCUGUGUCUUGGAAUGCAAUUAUUGCUGCUUAUGAACAGAAUGGAAAGGAAGAGGAAACAUUUUCAUUUUUUGCAUCAAUGCUGCACUUUGGACUGGAGCCUGAUGAGUUCACUUAUGGCAGCAUCUUAAAGGUUUGUGCCAGUCAGCAAACUUUGAGUACUGGCAUGGAGAUCCAUAACAGAAUUAUAAAAUCUGGAAUGGGUUUCAACUCCUUUGUAGGAGGUGCUCUUGUUGAUAUGUACUGCAAGUGUGGAAUGAUGGAAGAGGCACAGAAAAUCCAUAAGAGAACCGAACAACAGACAAUGGUUUCAUGGAAUGCAAUUAUUUCAGGAUUCUCUCUGCUAAAACAAAGUGAGGAUGCUCACAGUUUUUUCUCUAAAAUGUUGGAAAUGGGUAUGAAGCCAGAUAACUUCACAUACGCAACAAUUCUUGAUACUUGUGCCAAUUUAGCUACAAUUGGACUUGGAAAGCAAAUACAUGCUCAAAUCAUCAAGCUUAGACUACAUGCAGAUGUGUAUAUAUCCAGCACUCUCGUUGAUAUGUACUCCAAGUGCGGAAGCAUGCAAGAUUCAAGACUAGUGUUUGAGAAAGCACGUAAUAGAGAUUUCGUAACAUGGAAUGCCAUGAUUUGUGGCUAUGCUCAGCAUGGUCUUGCAGAUGAGGUCCUUAAAACUUUUGAGAACAUGCAACUUGAAAAUGUGAAACCAAAUCAUGCGACUUUUAUUUCUGUCCUCAGAGCUUGUGCGCACAUGGGGCUUGUUGAUAAAGGGUUGCAUUACUUUGAUGCUAUGCUAAGUCAUUAUGGUUUAGAUCCUCAAUUAGAGCAUUAUUCAUGCAUGGUUGAUAUAAUAGGUAGAUCAGGCCGUGUAGCCGAGGCCUUGAAGCUUAUUCAAGAAAUGCCUUUUGAAGCUGAUGCUGUUGUGUGGAGAACUCUGCUCAGUAUUUGCAAGAUUCAUGGAAAUGUUGAGAUUGCAGAAAAGGCGGCAAAUUCUAUUUUGCAAUUGGACCCACAAGACUCUUCUGCGUACAUUCUUAUAUCGAACAUAUAUGCUGAUGCUGGAAUGUGGGGUAAGGUUUCGGAGAUGAGAAAAAUAAUGAGGUAUAGUAAGGUAAAGAAGGAACCAGGUUGCAGUUGGAUUGAGCUAAAAGAUGAACUGCACGCGUUUCUUGUUGGAGACGAGGCUCAUCCCAGGUGUGAAGAGUUGUACGAAAUACUUGAUGUCCUAAUUAAUGAGAUGAAGCGGGAUGGAUACUUGCCUGAUGCUGAUUUCUCCCCUGGUGAGGAGGCGGAGGAAUAUGUGCUGCCGGCAGAAGAAGAAGCAGCAGCUUAGUUGUGGUUUUGGAUAAGACGGCGCGCCUAAGAGCCCAUAUGUCGAAUAAACCAAACCAAACACAGGCUAAUCGAAGCGAACCCACCAGCAUUGACCACCAUCCUAAUGUUUUCAUUUUCUCUUCCCCAUACCCUUUACACCAGGAGAAGCGGCGUCGUUUCUGUUGUUUUUCUCUGACGGUAAGUCACUAACGACGACGUGCUGCUUAACUUUUUCUUUCUUAUUUUUAUUGGAUAUUAAAAUCAAGGACAAGUCAUUUUUUUAUUUUUCCCAUUUUAUUGUAUAGCUUAAAAUUCGAAUUUAUAAUUAAACUUAGACAGAAAGUUGAAAAGAAAAAUCAUGCUUGGCUCCUUAAAUUCAUAUGAUGUAAACAUUUAUUUCUGAGUGGAAACUUUUCCUUGUCGUUA
This is a messenger RNA of Jatropha curcas, 3151 nucleotides long. RefSeq names its product Pentatricopeptide repeat (PPR) superfamily protein. NCBI's taxonomy places the organism in Eukaryota, Viridiplantae, Streptophyta, Magnoliopsida, Malpighiales, Euphorbiaceae. The record is from RefSeq and is a predicted model, not a curated record. Gene Ontology annotation, biological process: RNA modification. Gene Ontology annotation, molecular function: protein binding; RNA binding.